AUGGCGGAACUCAAAGCGAACCUUGUCCCGUACAACUUGCAUGACGCUUUCGGGCGUGACUGCAGGGGAGACGACAUUCUUGUGCUUGACGUUGGGCGUGAUGAGAAGGGUAAGCCGACUGAGUCUCUGAAGUGGUUUCGUGGGAAGAGCAAGGCUGAGCGAGAGUGGGAGCAGGCAAUGGGAAUCAUUGCGGUGUUUAUUGGCUAUAUGCCUCGUUUGAAGGAGUUGACCUGGAUCGCGGACAUCCCUUUCAUAGGCCCAAUGUGGGAGACGAUCCCCAAAUCCCUCACGAAGCUCGUUCUCGAUCUUGGCCAGCCCAUUCAUAUCGAACGGGACGGCGACAUCGAGUACAAGUCGUACAUCACGCAGACGGAUAUGCGGCCUCUUGUCCAGCGGACCGAACUUAAGGAGCUCCGGCUGUUCCGUAUGCACGACUCGAUGCAGUCUGUUAUUUGGGAGACUAUAUUUAGGAAUGCGUCCGAGAGCGGCGUGCGCGUUGCUGACUUGCAGAUGGCUGCGGAGCCGCUUGUUCGUGCGACGCAUUGGCAUAAGGCUGAGGAUGUGAGGGGCUUGACGGUUCCGAAGCAGGACUCUAAUGAGAAGGAGUACAAGGGCAUAGAAGGAAAGGGUGUGUUGCACCACUCGUUCGGCACGGGUGAAUAUCUCGAUGCUUUCUGCAUGCGCAAGGCACGUAUCGCUGCGGGUUUGGAGGAAGCUAAGCCACUUCCCCUUUGGUGCCUCAAGCUUGACGGCUUCGUUGUUGAUUACCUUCCUUUCGAGCAUGAGCUUUCUCGCAUUGCCCUGCUGACCUGCGGUAAAAACUGCAUUGAUGGUGGCCUACGGGCCCCCAAAACCCCGCUUAGUCCUCACAAUAGAUGGAGCAAGAUUGUCAACAAUGCCACUUCGCACUGUCUUAUUCAGUGGCCCAACUGGACUGGAGUCUUUGACGAUCAAGGCGAUCAACGCGACAACUAUGGCGAGAUUGUCUCUCAGGAAACUGGCCUCUCGACCCUGGCCAAUGGACAGCUGUCGCCUUCUCCGAUGCCCUUGACAAAGACGGCACUCCAGAAGAAGGACUUGGGAGAUGCCAUUGACUGUAUUACCAAGAAAGAGGAAGGUCCGCCUGCCGCUGCGAAAUGUCUUUCACUGUUAGCCGACGAUGCACCGUCGAGCAUGGCUUCGGACGUGUCAGUCUGUGGCUCUGAUGUCCCUACGCCAGGUGCCGGCUCGGUGUCUCCAAACUCUCCUAAGAUGCCUACGGUCGACGGCUCAGCCACGUACAGUAAUGCUGCUUCGAUGGGUGCAAGCCUGACUUUGGUUGAGAGCGCCAACACGGUGCAGUCAGGCAUCUCGACUGACAGCAGCUUCGACAAUGUGAGCCCUGUGGAUGUUCAUGCAGCCAACGGCUUCGACAGCACGGCGCCUAAAGAGAAGACCAUGGCCAAGACUGGCGGCUUCAAACACAAGGUAAGACGAUCUUUGGACUGGCUUUCUGGCUCGCGUUCUGAUUCUGGCGAAACCGUUUGA
Molecule: messenger RNA, 1527 nt
Organism: Bipolaris oryzae ATCC 44560
Lineage: Eukaryota; Fungi; Ascomycota; Dothideomycetes; Pleosporales; Pleosporaceae
Exons: 5
Coding region: 1-1527 (508 amino acids)
Source: RefSeq, a predicted model, not a curated record